Molecule: messenger RNA, 564 nt
Organism: Miscanthus lutarioriparius
Lineage: Eukaryota; Viridiplantae; Streptophyta; Magnoliopsida; Poales; Poaceae
Source: the annotation of a GenBank genome assembly
AUGGCGGCGAGGCUUGUCUCCGUCUCCGUUCCCCUCCUCCUGCUGCUCGUCGUUGUCCUGGCCGGCUCCCGCGCGGCGCUGGCCUCCAAGACCGUGGAGCAGACCUGCGCCAAGGCCACGUCGGGCGCGCGGCGCAAGGAGCUGCUGGCGCCCUUCUGCGUGUCGUCGCUCCAGGCGGCGCCCGGCAGCGAGGGCGCCGACGCGCACGGCCUGGCAGCCAUCGCCACCAACCUGACGCUGGCCAACUACACGGCCGCCGUGGCCACCAUCAAGGCGCUGGAGCGGCGCGGGGGCUGGUCCGAGCGGUCGCGGCGCGCGCUGGCCACGUGCCGCCAGCGGUACAUCGAGGCGCUCAACGUCGUGCACAGCGCCGUCCACGCGCUGGCCACGGGGAAGCUCCGGGACUACGUGUCCGACAUGGGGGUCGUCCGGAAGGCGGCGACCGACUGCGAGGGCGCGUUCGGCGGCGCCGGCGGGAACGCCAAGUCGCCGCUGCGGAAGGUGGACGCGGACGCCGACAACCUCACCGUGGUGGCGAUGCUCAUCGUCAGAUCCCUGCAGUAA